CUUUCCAUCCAAUUCUCAUCCUUUUAUCAAACCAAGUUGUUUUUGGUUUCUGCAAUUAAUCUUUCUUUCUUCAAGUUUCUGUAAUGGAUGAUAUUGAUGUUCCUUCGUUUUUCAUCUGCCCGAUCUCUCUUGAGAUUAUGAAGGAUCCCGUCACAGUUUCAUCCGGGAUUACAUAUGACAGGGAGAGCAUCGAGAAAUGGUUGUUUUCAGGGAAGAACACGACAUGUCCGGUUACAAAGCAAGUUAUUUCGGAUUGUGAACUUACCCCAAAUCAUACCCUCAGGCGAUUGAUUCAAUCUUGGUGCAUGUUGAACGCUUCCCAUGGAAUCGAACGGAUCCCGACGCCGAAGCCGCCGAUCAGCAAAGCUCAGAUUAUCAAGCUUCUUAACGAUGCUAAGUCACCGCAGCAACAGAUCAAGUGUCUCAAGAGUCUACAAUCGAUCGCUUCCGAAAAUGGUACAAACAAAAGGUGCAUGGAAUCUUCAGGCGCUGUUGAGUUCUUGGUUUCCAUUGCCAAUAAUUCAAACUCUUCAGCAUCAGCAGCUGAGGCUUUAAGCAUCCUCUACAAUCUCCAACUCUCAGAAGAUUCUCUCAAGAAUCUUAUCUGUAAAAACAGUGAUUUCAUACUUUCAUUAACGAGAGUAAUGCAACGUGGAAGCUACGAGUCUCGGGCUUAUGCAGUUCUCUUAUUGAAAUCGAUGGUUGAGGUAGCUGAUCCGAUGCAGCUCAUCAACUUGAGACCCGAACUCUUUGUCGAAUCAAUCCAAGUUUUGCGUGAUCAAAUAUCAAAGCAGGCCUCAAAAGCUUCUCUACAAUUGCUGGCAACUAUUUCUCCAUGGGGAAGAAACAAGGUCAAGGCCGCCGAAGCCGGCGUGGUACCUGUUCUAAUCGAUCUGCUUCUCGAUUCAUCCUUGGAGAGAAGGGCUUGUGAGAUGGUACUAACAGUGCUGGAUGCAGUAUGUAAAUGCGCCGAAGGCCGGUCCAAGCUGCUACUGCAUGGAGCGGGACUCGCCAUUGUUUCGAAGAAGAUACUUAGGGUUUCUCAGGUUGCAAGUGAAAAAGCAGUGAGGAUUUUGCUGUCCAUUUCCAAGUUCUGUGCCACCACUAAGGUUCUUCAAGAGAUGCUUCAGUUAGGGGUUGUGGCCAAAUUGUGCUUGGUGCUUCAAGUGGAUUGCGGAUUCAAGACUAAAGAGAGGGCUAGAGAGGUGCUCAAAUUGCAUGCAAGAGUGUGGAAGAACUCUCCCUGUAUACCAAGCAACCUCAUCUCUUCUUAUCCAGCUUGAUUCUAGAGUUUCAGUUUUUGCAGGUUAUCCAUACUUUUGUACAUAUAAUUGUUGAUUCAUAAAAUUAUGUAGCAAUAGCAAUUACAUACAUGGGCAAAAAAACUAGUGCCCUCACAAAUUCAAAGUAUAAAUUUUAUGGCAAAGAUUCCUUCCCA
Molecule: messenger RNA, 1438 nt
Organism: Hibiscus syriacus
Lineage: Eukaryota; Viridiplantae; Streptophyta; Magnoliopsida; Malvales; Malvaceae
Product: E3 ubiquitin-protein ligase PUB23-like
Exons: 1
Coding region: 84-1283 (399 amino acids)
Biological process (GO): protein ubiquitination
Molecular function (GO): ubiquitin protein ligase activity
Source: RefSeq, a predicted model, not a curated record